UUGAGCCCAGGACGCCCUCUCUGGGCACCACUUUCUCUGGUCCCACUUUAGACUUUGAAGCCCUGCAUUUUCUUUCUCCCACCCCCUUUUGGAUAGAAAUACCUUGCUGUUAAAGAGAAGGAAUCAUAUCUCUCAAGCGGCCGUCAUGAUGCUGGCAGCCUUUGUCCUGGUGCUCAGCGCCCUGGGUGUCACCGGCUCAGCCUCUGCAGGAUUCAGGUCCAUCGCCGAAGCAGAAGACGCUCUGCUCAGACAUUUAUUCCAAAGUUACCAGAAAUGGGUGCGCCCUGUCUUACACUCUAACGACACCAUAAAAGUAUAUUUUGGAUUGAAAAUAUCUCAGCUCGUGGAUGUGGAUGAGAAGAAUCAGCUGAUGACAACAAACGUGUGGCUCAAACAGGAAUGGACCGACCACAAAUUACGCUGGAAUCCAGAUGAAUAUGGUGGAAUUCACUCGAUUAAAGUUCCUUCUGAAUCUCUCUGGCUUCCUGACAUAGUCCUCUUUGAAAAUGCUGAUGGACGGUUCGAAGGCUCGCUCAUGACCAAGGCCAUCGUGAAAUCCAACGGGACAGUGGUGUGGACGCCUCCCGCCAGUUACAAAAGCUCCUGCACCAUGGACGUCACCUUCUUCCCCUUUGACAGGCAGAACUGCUCCAUGAAGUUCGGAUCCUGGACCUACGACGGGACCAUGGUGGACCUCGUCCUGGUGGACGAGAACGUGGACAGGAAGGACUUCUUCGACAACGGGGAGUGGGAAAUACUCAACGCCAAGGGCAGGGCGGGAAGCAGAAGAGAGGGCGUGCGCCGGUACCCAUUCGUCACCUACGCCUUCGUGCUGCGCCGCCUGCCCCUCUUCUACACGCUCUUCCUGAUAAUCCCCUGCCUGGGGCUGUCCUUCCUCACGGUGCUCGUCUUCUACUUACCUUCCGACGAGGGGGAGAAGCUCUCCUUAUCCACCUCCGUCCUGGUUUCCCUGACAGUUUUUCUCCUGGUGAUUGAAGAAAUCAUCCCAUCUUCCUCCAAGGUCAUCCCGCUCAUUGGCGAGUACCUCCUGUUCAUUAUGAUCUUCGUUACGCUGUCCAUCAUCGUCACGGUGUUUGUCAUUAACGUUCACCACCGAUCCUCCUCCACUUACCACCCUAUGGCCCCCUGGGUAAAGAGGCUCUUCCUGCAGAAACUCCCUAAACUGCUUUGCAUGAAGGACCACAGGGAUCGCUACUCUUUCCCAGAUAAAGAGGACAGCCAGCCGGCAAUGAGAGGGAAAGCCCUAGAAAAAAAGAAACUGAGGCACAUGAGUGAAGGAGAAAAAGUUCUGGUUGCUUUCCUGGAAAAGGCUGCGGAUUCCAUUAGGUAUAUCUCCAGCCAUGUGAGGAAGGAGCAUUUCAUCAGCCAGGUGGUGCAAGACUGGAAGUUCGCAGCUCAAGUUCUCGACCGGAUCUUCCUGUGGCUCUUUCUGAUUGCAUCCAUCACAGGCUCGGUUCUGAUUUUCACCCCUGCUUUGAAGAUGUGGCUACACAGUUACCAUUAGAAGCAAGUCUCCAGAGCAAUCUGCACCCCACAUAUAAUGACAAUCACACCUUAGAUCUAAUCACACCGCUCCCACUAGUACACAGCAUCCAAACACACAUGCUUCCCAGGAGGUCCGGAACAUGGAUAGUGUCCUGUGUUGGCUUCAGGGAAAUUGAACCUUGGGCAUCUGCCCACAGUAAAUUGGUGUUGCCAGGAGAGUGAGUUGGGUUUGGAUCAAGUAGAGCCUCCUAAGACCCCUGCCUUGGCUUCUGCAGACAUUCAGGGAGGAAUCCUGUGUCCAGGCCCGAGGUCAUGAGCCAGGACACACUAGGCCCAUUGCAGUGGCACCAAGAACUCCAAGAGGUGACAUGGGCAGACCUGGGUCCUUCUGCUGGUGUCCCUGGUGGUUUUGCCUGGCUGCCCGCGGGCGCUGUGUAUCCUUCUUCUGUAGCAAUGUUCUGAGCUG
Molecule: messenger RNA, 1972 nt
Organism: Phacochoerus africanus (Common warthog)
Lineage: Eukaryota; Metazoa; Chordata; Mammalia; Artiodactyla; Suidae
Gene: CHRNB3
Product: cholinergic receptor nicotinic beta 3 subunit
Exons: 6
Coding region: 146-1525 (459 amino acids)
Biological process (GO): regulation of membrane potential; chemical synaptic transmission; signal transduction
Cellular component (GO): synapse; neuron projection; postsynaptic membrane
Molecular function (GO): transmembrane signaling receptor activity; acetylcholine-gated monoatomic cation-selective channel activity
Source: RefSeq, a predicted model, not a curated record